Messenger RNA from Hydra vulgaris (swiftwater hydra), 1301 nucleotides. RefSeq names its product cyclin-Y-like protein 1-B. Gene Ontology annotation, cellular component: plasma membrane. The record is from RefSeq and is a predicted model, not a curated record. Gene Ontology annotation, molecular function: protein kinase binding; cyclin-dependent protein serine/threonine kinase activator activity. Gene Ontology annotation, biological process: regulation of canonical Wnt signaling pathway; regulation of cyclin-dependent protein serine/threonine kinase activity. NCBI's taxonomy places the organism in Eukaryota, Metazoa, Cnidaria, Hydrozoa, Anthoathecata, Hydridae.
AUACAUUCAAAAUGGAAUAACAGUCGUAUAAAUAAAGUCGUAAAAAAUAAGUAAAGAAAAAAUAAAAUUAAAAAAAAAAAAAAUUGUUGAAAGCGUUUAUCAAAUAGUUUAGGUAUCUCAAGGAUGUGCCUGAAGUUAUGAUUUGACAAUUUGAGCUUUAAACAUACAUUAAACAUAAACUAUUAUAAAUAAUUGCAAAAUGUAUGAGAGAGUUAAAAGAUAAGUCAUGGGAAAUAUUUGUUGUACAGACACUUCUACUGAUUUAAACGAAAAAACAGGUACUCCAGCUGAGCAGCACCCUUUACAUGGAAAAAAUGUGGAAGUUGUUGAGUUACCACAUAUAAGUGAGAGAGAAAUUGAGCUUUCUGAUAAUAAAGAGGGAACCUUAUUUUUGAAUCGAUCAACAAUACGUUCUGGAAAACGCAAUGGAAACAAUGAUAGAAAAGCACGCUGUCAUACAAUGUAUUCCCCAAGCAAAAGUAACAGUUCUGUUACAAUAAAAAAGUCCAACUCUUGUUCAACAAUAUUUAUUGAUGAUAAUACUGCAAGUCAGCCAAAUUUAAGGCUAACACUUAAAUGUGUUUCAUUGGCAAUUUAUUAUCAUAUAAAAAAUCGAGAAGGAGAUGCUCAUUUAAUGGAUAUAUUUGAUGAAAAACUUCAUCCAUUAUCAAAAGAUCCUGUUCCUAAUAAUUACAACAAAGUUAAUCCAGAGCAUAAACAUGUUUACAGAUUUUUAAAGACUUUAUUUAGUGCUGCUCAAUUAACUGCAGAAUGUGCUAUUAUUACUCUGAUCUAUUUAGAAAGACUUAUAACUUAUGCUGAAAUUGAUCUGCAUCCAUCUAACUGGAAGCGUAUUGUCCUAGGAGCUGUUUUACUGGCUUCAAAAGUCUGGGAUGAUCAAGCAGUUUGGAAUGUUGAUUACUGUCAGAUAUUGAGAGACAUAGCUGUUGAAGAUAUGAACGAAUUGGAACGUGUGUUUUUAGAAAUGCUUCAAUAUAACAUAAAUGUACCGUCAAGUAUAUAUGCAAAGUUUUAUUUUGAUCUGCGCGCUCUAGCUGAACAGAAUAAUUUUCAAUUAGCCAUGCAACCAUUAGACCCUAAUAGAGCUAAAAAAUUAGAGGCAAUAUCUAGGUUAUGCGACGAAAAGCAGUUUCCAACAACGAAAAGGGUUUAUCGUUCAAAUAGCGUUGAUGACAUGAAAUCUAAACGUAGAAGUAUUGCUGUUCUUUCCUAGCUCACUGAAUUUAUAGUUCUUUCCUAGCUCACUGAAUUAGUUUUUAUAAAAUUUUAAUAAAAAGCAA